CACAUUCCGCCCUGUCGAUUACGAAAUGGAAGAGCCAAUUAAAGAAAACUUAUGAAUAUAAACAUAGGAUUGCUCAUGCAAACGGCCUAUCGGUCAAUGCUAUAGACGACCUUGUGUCCUAUUGUCAAGACUUUUACUUACUGUCAUGGUCAAAACCUAGCUACUGCCAAUUAAAACCGGCUUUCCAACCACCUAGCGCCAACAUAAAUGCCGUGCUAUUGAACCUAAAAGCAGCCUUAGAGGCUCUGCCAGGCCAGUAUAUGUCUCUUAGUAAAUCCCUCCUUUUCCUUACACCGUCACUUUCCUUUCCUCAUCAUCCCGUUACCCUUUUGCUGGCUUCUGUCGGCAACCUAACCCUCGCAUGUACAUACCUUCCACCCGAUUGGACUCCCGGAAUGUCUAAACGUGCUGUCGUAAAUCCCUAGCACACAAACACCAUCAUUUGCGGCGACCUCAAUGGUCGCAUCGGCGAAUGGCUUGGUGACCGAAUCUGGAACUCACGUGGCAGACCCUCCUAUGAUGAACUGAAAGACACUCGCUGCCC
Messenger RNA from Umbelopsis ramanniana AG, 544 nucleotides. RefSeq lists its product as uncharacterized. The coding region runs from base 261 to 425 and encodes 54 amino acids. The transcript has a single exon. NCBI's taxonomy places the organism in Eukaryota, Fungi, Mucoromycota, Umbelopsidomycetes, Umbelopsidales, Umbelopsidaceae. The record is from RefSeq and is a predicted model, not a curated record.